Messenger RNA from Penicillium chermesinum, 1269 nucleotides. RefSeq lists its product as uncharacterized. NCBI's taxonomy places the organism in Eukaryota, Fungi, Ascomycota, Eurotiomycetes, Eurotiales, Aspergillaceae. The record is from RefSeq and is a predicted model, not a curated record. The coding region runs from base 1 to 1269 and encodes 422 amino acids. The transcript has 2 exons.
AUGGCUACAGCUGAAGGGCCCGCGAGGGCGCACGAUCGCAACGGUCGCCGCCGUCCAUUCUCGAGCUGGAUGAAGCGCCUCGCCAGCUUGAAGAGCUCCUCCGAACCCGGGUCCAAUCGCUGGUCAAACAGGCGCGGUUCCACCAAGGGCAAAAAGGGCGUACAAGGCAACAACAACCCCUAUCCACUGUCUGGGACAAUCAGCAGACCCUCGAACCCGAGCGAAUCAUACGCAGAGAGCGAACGAAUUGGCGAAGAGACCCAGUCGCGGAGCGAUCCCUCUUUAGUAUACUCAGCUUAUGAGAAUCACACCCCUGCGACCGGCGCGAAAUCCAAUGCUCCUACCAUCUCCACCAAUGGCGACACCGCGAUUUCCGACGCAGCGUACUCCAAGGCAGGCACCAUGGCAACAGCAGGUGGAAGGUUGAGCUCGCACGGAGGAGGAGAAGGGAGCACCUUUUCUUCACCAGCCCCUUCUGUGCGGUCGUUGACCACGACUCUGACGACCGUGCAAUCUGCCGCCCCUUCCACGCAGCUAUAUCCCAACCCAAACAGCCAAACCACACCAGCUCACGGUGGUUCGACACAAAGCUCUGGGAACCAGCAGCAGGUUCAGUUCACACACCAGUUCCCCACCUCGUCCUCCCCCGCGACGGCCGUGCCUCCCCACCUCAUACCCCACAGCCACUCCGUCACCUAUAGUACGGCCACGGCAAACAACGUCUUGACUGACAAUGCCUCGGUCCUUACACUUGCAAGCUCCUCCAAGCGACGCAGACGGAAUUCGUUGGAUACGAAUGCUUCUAUUCGUGGCCUGGCACCAUCUUCGGUCUUUGGGGGCAGUCGGGAGAGUUUGCCCCUCAGUGUCCUGAGUGGUAACGUGGCCGACAGUGCACAGGGAGCACUCAAUCGACCAAGCGUGGGUCUUGCUAGUGCCGAGCGUAUCAGUGUUUAUUCGGCUUCGGGGGUGAUCCCAGUGACCAACAACGCCGGCGAGCGGGGCAGUUUCUACACCAAACAGAGCCAAGCCGCGGGCGAUGGGGCUAGUAUACGUAGCGGCGCACCCUCGCAUGGGCGGAAUGACAGCACGGCAGCAAGUAUUACUGGAAUUAGCAGUCCACUAGCCAUGGCAUCAGGCCGCAUCAGCCGCCGAAGCUCUGGAUGGGGUGAAAUAACUGGCGAUGAAGACGAGGAGAACAAGGCUACGGAAAUGGCCGACGACAAACCGAACAAGGCCGAGGCCAGCCACGAAGAAAUCAAGACCGAUUGA